CGGGCUGGGGGCGGGGUGACGCUGUCACGGCGCCGGCGUUGGAAGCGGAGCCUGGCUGGGGAAGGCGGCGGGAGUUUUUUUUGUAGAGACUUUGGAGUGGUUCUUCUGUUCCUGAUAAUUGAAAUGUACUAUGGAACAUGUUCAAGAACGUGAAGAGUGCCUUGUGCAAACCCAGAUGUACCGGGUGGAGAGACCAGUAUAUAACGAAGAGUUCUUACAAGGACAGCUGCACAAGAAGGAAAAGACGCCUCAGCCUCUUAGCCAAAAGAUAGCACAUUCUUGUCGUUGUUCUUCCAAGAAAGCCAAGUCUCAUCUCUACAGUUUUUUACCAAUUUUAAAAUGGCUGCCCCGUUAUCCAGUGAGGGCAUAUUUGUUAGGAGACAUAAUCUCAGGUAUAAGCACUGGGGUUAUGCAGCUUCCUCAAGGGUUAGCCUAUGCUUUGCUGGCAGCUGUUCCCCCGGUAUUUGGCCUAUAUUCUUCAUUUUAUCCUGUUUUUCUAUAUACUUUUUUUGGGACCUCCAGACACAUAUCAAUAGGGACGUUUGCAGUGAUUAGUCUGAUGAUUGGUGGAGUUGCUGUCAGAGAAGCUCCUGAUGAAAUGUUUAAUAUUGUGGAAUCUAAUUCCACCAAUAGCUCUGAUCUUCUUGAAAACUAUAAAGCCAGAGAUGCCAUGAGGGUAAAGGUAGCUGUGGCCGUCACCUUGCUUUCAGGGAUCAUACAGUUGUCUUUAGGUCUCCUUCGGUUUGGUUUUGUAGCCAUCUAUCUAACAGAGCCACUGGUACGAGGGUUUACUACUGCCGCGGCAGUUCAUGUCUUUACCUCCCAGUUAAAGUAUCUGCUUGGAAUCAAGACAAAACGCUACAGUGGAGCCCUUUCAGUUCUAUAUAGUUUAAUUGCUGUACUUUCAAAUAUCACAAAAACCAACAUUGCAACCUUAGUUGUUGGAUUAACAUGCAUUGUUUUGCUGCUGAGUGGCAAAGAAAUUAAUGACCGGUUUAAGAAGAAACUACCAGUUCCUAUUCCUAUGGAGAUCAUUGUGGUAAUAAUAGCUACUGGAGUUUCAGCUGGAAUGAAUCUAUCCAAGACGUAUGAAGUGGAUAUUGUUGGGGAUAUCCCUAAAGGAUUACUUGCUCCAAAAGUACCUGAUAUAAAUCUCAUCCCAGCAGUGUUUGUAGACGCAUUAGCAAUAGCAAUUGUUGGCUUUUCCAUGGCUGUAUCAAUGGCCAAAAUCUUUGCACUUAAACAUGGCUACACUAUUGAUGGAAAUCAGGAACUUAUUGCCUUGGGAAUAUGUAAUUCUGCAGGAUCUUUCUUCCAAACCUUCUCGAUCACUUGCUCAAUGUCUCGGAGUCUUGUUCAGGAGAGCACUGGAGGGAAAACUCAGAUUGCAGGUACGCUGUCCUCAAUCAUGGUUCUGUUAGUCAUUGUGGCUAUUGGUUACCUCUUUGAACCAUUACCACAGACUGUGCUAGCUGCAAUCGUGAUGGUGAAUCUGAAAGGAAUGUUUAAACAGUUUGGAGAUAUAGCACAUUUCUGGAGAACCAGUAAGAUCGAACUGGCCAUCUGGAUUGUUGCUUUUGUGGCCUCUGUUUUCCUGGGACUUGACUAUGGCUUGCUUACUGCUGUGGCGUUUGCAAUGAUAACCGUUAUUUACAGAACACAAAGUCCACAGUACAGAAUCCUGGGUCAGAUUCCUAACACAGACAUUUACAGUGACGUGGAACAGUAUGAAGAGGUGAAAGAAUAUCCUGGAAUAAAAAUAUUCCAGGCCAAUGCAUCCCUCUAUUUUGCCAAUAGUGAAUUGUAUGCAAGUGCGCUGAAGAAAAAGACUGGAGUUGAUCCAUGUGCUGUAUUGGCAGCAAAGAAAAAAGCCCAGAAAAGGCAUGCCAAGGAACUAAAGCAGACAAAUGAACACAGGAAGAAAGCAGUCUUGAAGCUUACUAAUGACCUGGAAACAAGCGUAAAACACGAGGUAAUUAAUGAUGAGCUACCUCUAAAUGGAAAAUCUGCAGAUGCUAAUGCACAAGGCACAUCUCCUGAUGAACUUGAACACUUUAUGGAGCCAAUGACAAAUGUUCACUGUAUAAUUUUGGACUUGACACCAGUGAACUUUGUGGAUUCAGUUGGAGCAAAAAUGUUAAAAUCAGUUAUAAAAGAAUAUGAAGAAGUUGGCGUUUUUGUGUGUGUAGCUGGCUGCAGUGGCCCUGUUAUGGAUGAUCUGACUCGACUUAAUUUUUUUGAAAAAUCCACCACCAGAGAUUUGCUGUUUCACAGUGUUCACGAUGCUGUUCUCUCCUGCCAGCUGAAGCACUGCGUUCAGAGACAAAGAUUCUUUGUGUAUCAGCUACUGGCCAUGGUUUUCAAAAGUGACUACUGGCUUUCUCUAACGGGUCCAGCUCUCAAUGAGCAGGAGCACAAGCACUUUCUGAAGGUCAGUUGCCUUUAACAGGUGUCAAGUUGGGUGUUCAAAUCUCUAAUCAUGUUGGAAAAUCUGAACCAGAAAUUUAAGCUAUAAAGCUUUUUUGAAAGGAUGAGAGAUUGCAAUAGGAACAUAACCUAAGCUCUUCUAAAACAUCUGUCCCAAAUAAUGGACUGAGAGAGUCAUCUUUUUAAGUGAGUGGUUACUGCAGUGCUGAUGUGCAAUUGGGAAGAAGUGCCAGAGGGGUGGGGUGCCCUUCAGAGUCCUUGUGAAAGGGCAGAAGGAGCCUCCUUGCUGACUCUAUUAGCAAACCAAGAAUGUUUUUAAAGAAAACCCCUCCAAGGGCCUGAGCAAUUCAUUUACAUCCUCCUUGCAUAAGUAACAUUUACUUGAAAUAGGCUUUGAAAGUAGGGAAAGAUCAGUUAUAGCUUUUCCCUGCAUGUCACUAUUUAAGCAAAGCCUAUAGCUUUCCUGAGGAGGGAAACAUCCUGUGUGGAAUAGUAUUUGCUAGCGGAGAGCAGCUGUGUGAAGAUAUACCCUCCCUCACAGGAGCCCUGACUCCUUCCCGCUCCAUAUCCCCAACCCCCACUUCUAUUCAACUUGCCUUUUGAGUGCUGGUUCAAGCAAGAAGGGACAAGAUAGGUGCAGGCCACAGCUUCACUUUUCUUCUAGUGCCAGAAAGUUCCCGAGCUGCCCUGUUUAAGUCUCCAUUUAGCCAUACACCUGCCAGAGCCCAGCUCUGAGGCAGUGUCCUGACACACCUAUGGGUAGGCGCUAGGGAUAAUGAUGGCUUUAGUUUCCCUAAGCCAUGCAUUCCUUAGAGUGAAGCUGUCUCUGCUAACACAGCAAGACCACACGGAUUCCUUGUUAAGGCUGGAGGUGAGUCCACUAUCCAGUACUGGAGCCAGUUUUGUACUUAAGUGAUGUACUAGCCAUGAUUUUUAUUCUUAGGCUUAUGCCUCCUGCUGCCACUGAGAUUAAAUUGAUAAACUAUGACAGACUUUAGCUUAAAGCUGGAACUGAUGGUGAUGAUAAUCAAAGUGGACCAUCAGCUUUAGAGUUUUGCUACUUUGCUCUUAUGCUUCUGUAGUGGGCUAGCAGUGGUCAUUGGUUCUCAGGCAGCAUCAGAUUGUAUUCCCUGCCACCCCCUUCAAAGCAUAAAUCAAGCAAUUGCUGUUCGAUGCUGUACUCAGCUUGGCAGGAGACCAUUGUUCCCUUCCACCAGCUUUUACACAGCAAGAGGGGAGAGAUUUACAACAGAAAGUUCAGGGGAAGAGGGUUACUUAGAAAAACAAACCAACCCUGCAUUUUCUUUUACCCACAUUUGCUCCUGCUUCCUGGUGGUGGCAGCUGCAGGGAGGAGGCAAGAGGCUUUGUUAUUGAAACCAGCCCCAUGUGAAAGCAUCAAUAUGCCACUGCUUCUGCUCUACAGCAAUAGUGAGGACUACAGUGUAGUGGGCAAGACUACUACUGGAGAGCAAGGAAGAGGCUGUGCUGUUUUUUUUGAAACCAGUCUUUAGUCUAAAACUGGCAGGAACUAACUUCCCAGAACCAGAGUCUAUGUUGGGUUAGUUUCAUGGGAAAGAAUGGGCCCAGAAGACAAGGUAUAUCUCCAAUUAUUAAAACUAAAUACCUUAUCUCCUAGAACUGGAAGGGAUCUUGAAAGGUCAUUGAGUCCAGCCCCCUGCCUUCACUAGCAUGAUCAGGAACUGAUUUUUGCCCCAGAUCCUUAAGUGGUCCCCUCAAGGAUUGAACUCACAACCCUGGCUUUAGCAGGCCAAUGCUCAAACCACUGAACUAUCCCCCUCCCCCCUGUACAGUGUACAGUGAUAAGGUAUGAGUUACCUUAUCACUGUACAACAUUUUAGUGUUUUUUAAAAAUACAGAGACCAUAGUCUGCUAAAUACUCUGGCAAAAGCAUCCUUUAAAAAUGUUUUCAGUCAUUUGUUAAACAGUUCAUAUUUCACAUGCUUAAGUACUGUUUUUCCUUUAACACUAUCCCUGAUUUGCUUCAGCUGCAAGAGUUUUUAGGAGAAUGGCCCUGUCUGACCCUUUUAGCUGCUAUGAAGGAUAACUUGCUUUUUCUUUUUUGUGGGGGAGGAAGGUAGGUUAUAUAUAGCAAGCUGGUGCUGUUUCUGUUGCUGCUGUGGUGCUGAUGCUGCUCUCUCAGACAAAAGCAGCAGCAGAACUAGAAAAUGCAGGUUCUGGGUCAGAGGUUGACUCAUUUGUAACCUCAGUACUUGUGCAACACAAGCACAGCCCAGUCUUAUUAACCCCAAGCCCUGCCAAACGUGUACCAUUGUCAGGCUACUUACUGUGCUGCUUUUAGCUGCCUCCUUGGUCACAUGCUCACAAGCAGUGUUUCAAACAUCUGGUUCUCAAAUUCAUUUGCUUAUGCCCCCCUUCUUUGUCUGUAGUAGUUUAUGCCCUGCACCCUGACGCAAGUACAUAUACUGGUAAAAAAUGCAACUCACUAAAUAUUAAAAGCAGUCAGGCAUUGAUUCAGACAGAGCCAUUUAAGCAUAUAGUGCUCUGGCUGCCAAGUUCUGAAGGCAGUGCCGCUGGCGGCAGCAGAGAAGUAAGGGUGGCUGUACCAUACUGUGCCACCCUUACUUCUCCGCUGCUGCUGGUUGGGUGCCCAGCCAGCAGCUGCUGCUCUCUGCUCUGCCUUCUCUCACUCUCUCAAGAUACAUUUCAUGCCUCCCAUUUUGAGAACCUGUUUCAAACUGCACAGUCUUACUAUUUCAGCCAAGAGCUUAAUAGUCAGAAGGUAAAAGGAGAGGAACAGGAAAGAAGAAAUAAGGUGGGAAAGAAGCAGCACACACAGUAUGUGACAGCAAGAUCUAAAAGGUGCCCCAGCUUUAGGAGGUGGUGAUGGCAUUGGGUCCCUCACUUUGGUCAGACAUCCCAGGAUAAGGAGAGAGGCCCAGCAGUGUAACAGCAGAUCCUUCAGAACAUGAUGAAGCUCUCACUCCUUCUUAUCCACCUGUAUCCAACAGUUACUGUUAACUUUAAGAAUGCCAAAAGUGUGAUGGGCAGACUAACCCACCUCUUCAUUUUGCCCAUUUUCAGUUCCCCAGUCCUUUUGUUUGCCAGGCAUGAUCUGUAUCCGUGAGUUAUGGAAGGAGCCUUUUUGUUUGGACUAAUUC
Molecule: messenger RNA, 5568 nt
Organism: Gopherus flavomarginatus (Mexican gopher tortoise)
Lineage: Eukaryota; Metazoa; Chordata; Testudines; Testudinidae
Gene: SLC26A5
Product: solute carrier family 26 member 5
Exons: 20
Coding region: 131-2446 (771 amino acids)
Biological process (GO): transmembrane transport
Cellular component (GO): membrane
Molecular function (GO): chloride transmembrane transporter activity; oxalate transmembrane transporter activity; secondary active sulfate transmembrane transporter activity
Source: RefSeq, a predicted model, not a curated record